Stylonychia lemnae is the source of this 1410-nucleotide messenger RNA. The record is from the annotation of a GenBank genome assembly. Lineage: Eukaryota; Ciliophora; Spirotrichea; Sporadotrichida; Oxytrichidae.
AUGAACUAUAGUCACAUUUAUCCAUAUUACCAGAACCCUAGCUCUAACCAGUGUUCGGGAUAGUGCCAACGCCAGCAAUUCAUCCCACUACCCUAAUAAUUAAAACUUGUCCACACCGUACCAAACCCUGUCCUAAGAUUCCGAAACAUAGUCUGUGGAGUGUUCAUAACAAAAGACACAAAUGCGAUCUAGAGCUUCACAAAUUAGUCGCCACUCGAUUUGAAUGAUAGUCAGCAGCCGGUAAUCAAGAAAAAGAGAUAGAGAUAAAACACCAAGCACUUUGUUAGCUAUAAAAGAUCACUAGUCCUUAAAAGCAACUCUAGCAGAGAUUUGAGUGGAAGAUAGUUGUCUCAAUUGAGUUAAUAAUUCGAAGAUUUCCCUUAACUCCAAAGUUACCAGGACUAUCAAUGCAAAAAGGAGUAAAUUUUUUCUAUUCAUAAGUCAAACUCCACUUCCACCCUGAAAAAGCAGCGUAUUGAGAAAGCUUCAUUGAAGUAAAAGAAUUUGAACAAGCCCCAUUAAUAUUUCGAUGAAGAGAGAACUCUUCGUUCAGAUGUGAUCUUCAAAGCAAUCAUCAGAGAUAUGAGAAAAUUUUUCAAAAACCAAUUCAAUUAACUUACAAAGUAUAAGAAAAAGUUCCAGAAGUUUAGCACCAGCAAGAAUACCAAUAUUAUGUUAUACUAAACUAAAGAACAACUUUUCUACAAGAGCCUCCGUCUAUUUUUGAACUAACUUAUUCACAAUGGAAAAAAUGAUAAUUUGGACCAGAUGCCUCUAGAAAUGGAAAAAGUUAUUAUCGAUUUGGUUUUCUUCUUCGGAAGUUUCAUUUACGAAAAAGAGAUGGAUAGGACUAUCUCAUAUCUCAAGCAGUACUACUUAUAAUAGCAUUAGCAAACUUCCACUCCAGAUUUAAUGGCCCUAGGAAUUAAAUUUGAGGAGUUUACCCAACAAUAAUAUAUACAUCAAAUACAAUACCAUCUUUAUAGCUUUAGCUUAGGAAAAUUAGAGAACUUAAUGAACUAAUUUCAGUUUAGUUUCUUCUUCGUCCAGUAUUAUUAGCUUGCCUUAGUCUAAAACAACAUCGUUGGGCAAAAGCCUACGAUGGCAAAGAACUAAUGUUACUAUGUGGAAGCUUAUAACCUUCUUUUAAGAGGGUGCUAACAGACAUUAAAAAAAUUCUAAAUUAACAAUUAAUAUAACAAAUAUGACACCUAAUUUCACAUGAAAUUGAAUCAACUUCUCGACAUUAAAGAAGUCCCUAUCUCAAACAGUGAGUAAAAGAGUACCGAGUUAGUUUAAAUGAACUUCGGUCCUGAAAGUGAGGUUGAAGAAGAAUCAGUUUCAGACCCUAACAGCACAACAAUCGGAAAAUUACUAUCAUUAAGAACCGGUGUUAGUGUUUGUUAAUGA